Gymnodraco acuticeps is the source of this 509-nucleotide messenger RNA. It is a transcript of the gene dus2, whose product is annotated as dihydrouridine synthase 2. Gene Ontology annotation, biological process: tRNA dihydrouridine synthesis. Lineage: Eukaryota; Metazoa; Chordata; Actinopteri; Perciformes; Bathydraconidae. Gene Ontology annotation, molecular function: flavin adenine dinucleotide binding; tRNA dihydrouridine synthase activity. Gene Ontology annotation, cellular component: cytoplasm. The record is from RefSeq and is a predicted model, not a curated record.
GGCCGGGAUCUAUGAUGACGUAGAGGUGCAAACAGGAAGUAAUAACAGCACGCUUCAUGUUUCCUCCACACGUUUCAGCUGCUGGCGCCAGUGUUCCUCUUCAUACAUGCUGAUUGUGUCGUAGAGGCUGCUGUCUGAGCGUCUCCAUGAUGGCGGAGCGGCUGAGCUUCAGGAACAUCACGGCUCUGGCUCCGAUGGUUCGGGUCGGCACGCUCCCCAUGAGGCUGCUGGCGCUGGAUUACGGAGCUGACGUGGUUUAUUGUGAGGAGUUAAUCGACAUCAAAAUGGCCCAGUGUGAGAGGGUGGUGAACGAGGUGCUGCACACGGUGGAUUUUGUCGCUCCAGAUGAACGAGUGAUGUUCAGGACGUGUGAAAAAGAGAAGGAGAGAGUCGUCUUCCAGAUGGGAACUGCUGACCCGGACAGAGCGCUGAUUGUUGCCAAACUUGUGGAGAAGGAUGUGGCCGCCAUCGAUGUGAAUAUGGGAUGUCCCAAAGAAUACUCCACUAAG